Messenger RNA from Paramuricea clavata, 21140 nucleotides. NCBI's taxonomy places the organism in Eukaryota, Metazoa, Cnidaria, Anthozoa, Malacalcyonacea, Plexauridae. The record is from the annotation of a GenBank genome assembly.
GGCGUAUUGAAAAAAUAUCAAUAAAAGUCGCAGGCUCUAUAUAAUAGAGCCUGUGAGCAGGCUACCUUCAUCGGGGUAAUGUGUAAUGUCUUUCGCAGACGUUCUUUGUUUUGUCAACAUAAGAAAUGCUUAGUUGCCAUGAGAACUACAAAAAGCAAACGCCAUGCAGUGGAAGAAUGUGAAAACGUCUUUUGUCGUUUUGGAAAGUUGAAUAAAACCUGAAGGUUAUCUCGUACAGUUCCAUGCCGGGAAGAUGUAAAGAUUGUAAACUCUGAAGGUAUCUUAUUAUUGGCACAGACUACACUGACACAGACGGUUCAAGAUUCUUUCCUGCCAGUAUUAUAAGGCACCUUGCUUGCCAGUUUCCGAGGUAUCGCAUGCCAGAUAUCGCGAGUUAUGCGAUGUGAAUUGUCACACUCUAGACACCUCGCGACCACCUUGAAUUUUGACUGCUGCGAAUGCAGAGGGCGUUUGUUGCCUGGCUUGUACGUCUUGGCUCUUUCUUUUGGUUUGUUUAGUAUUUCUUUGAGACAGAUCUUUAAUCUUUAUACACCAGACUCGCAGGUUAGAUUCCCGCCAGAGGACCUAGUGUUGCAUUUUUCACAACUGUUCCUGGUCACGUAUAAAAGUAUAUAUAUAUCGUCACUUGGUUGAUGCAUAUAUACCAACAAUAUUCAGUUUCAACCAAGUGAAGUGCGGGAACAAAUCUUUCAAGUAUUUACCUCGUCCUGACGUCAUUCAGUAUGCCGCUGUUUGAUUAUACUCACUCCAGUAGUUAUUUAUUAGGCUUUGCCAAAUCAACUUGAAAUCUCUUGCUAUAUAUACACACAUUAAAAUAAACGAUACAUACAUUGACAUGGCUGGGUAUACGCUACAGCUUUCGCCAAUUACAGCGACCCUUUACACAAUACAAGACAAACAAACUUUAAAAUAUUGGGGGUUAUGUUCCCUCAAUUAGGCUACAUCUGAUUUUCAAGUCACAUCAUUACAGGUUGUUAAACCAGCAUCUUUCGAUUUAGCCCUCGGACUUGCACCCAGAUUUUUCUAAAACGCCGGCCACGAGCUACGAACUCUCUGACCUUUCUAGUACAAGGAUUAAAAUAAUCCAGGAUUGUUUUGAACCUGCCUCCGCGUGGUUCUUGAAUGUCUGAAGUAGUAUUGCUGAGUUAAAUUCAACCUGGUUUUUGUUUGCUAAGCCUUACACAGACUCUAUAAAAUUAUAAGGAAGUUUAUUCCAACUUAACUCUGGUUAUUGUUUGGUUCGAUAUAUCCAUAUGGUAUAUAGUCCUACAUGUUUUUCAGCGCAUUGACGUCCCGGAAGCAAGAACAGGCAACGUCAUUCCGCGUUGGCGCAAAACCAAAUGCAAAGAAUCUUGGCAAGUUUCUUUAUUGAUCUGUGCAUUACAUGUUUAUGUUUAUCAGCCGGUCUUGGACUCGCGUCAUCUAGCUUCGGGGCUUUUUUGCGUGGGAUUGUUUUGUUUUAAGCGCGCUCUUUUGCACGCGCACAAGUGUACGUGUAUUAAAUAGUGACGCAAGCAUGGAACCACAAAACAAAACAAAGCAUGACGUUUUUACUGAACCUUGUGCUAAAAACGAAUUCCUGUUUCAGUCGAAAACAGGCAACUGUAAACAUACAGGUUCAAGGGUAAGCGAAUGAAAUGAGAUUAGUCAUGUCUUGGAAAUUACUGUUCUUCAUAUAGACAUUUAAGACGAAAUAUCACCUUCAAAAUAAAUCAUAAUUUUGUAUUAAAUUUGAUCCAUCUCCUGCAAAACACAGUUCAAUCAGGAAAAGUUAGCUGUCAAAUGAUAAUCUGAUAAUUUGGAACUAUAUUUUUAUCACUCGCAGACUGGGUAAAAUCGAAUUUAAAUUGGGUGUGCGUUUCCUGUGCCACAUAUAGCCUUGAUAUUGGUUCUUUGUCCUCAACACGCUCAUUAGGUAAUGUUGUUCAUUUCCAACUUCACCCUGAUCACAAAGUUUACAUUUUCUGUCACAGUAGGCAAUUUUUUUAUAUCGGCCAAUCUCUACUGGUAAUCUGUGCGCUGAAACGCGUAAUCUUGUAACUGCUUGACGGUACUUAAAAUUUUUAAUUUCUAUAUAUGUGCUUUUAAAGCAUAUUAAACGAGGGUCCCUGAUUCCGACUGUACCGGAAUGUAUGUUGCAACAGCCUCGGAAGGAAGAGAGUUGAAAUCAAUGAAAUGUAACUGACCCUAUUUGAACCUACUGGCAAAUCAUGCCAACCAUAAUAUAUCAUGUGAAGAGGCUUUACCUGAUAAAACUCAUCUUCAUUAGUAUUCUUUAUAAAGAAAAAUCAUCCUAAUUAGUACAUAGAGAAUACUUAUGAGACGGCAUCUAUUGUAGUCGUGUUUGAAGUUUGAAGCUAUUCAAAACACUCGUAGAGUCGUAAUCGUGUUUUAUCAUAUCAAGGGCUAAAAGGCUCGUGCUGCGCACUCGCAUUUUAAAUAUGAUAAAACACUCCUAGCGUGUACAUAAUAGCUUGCGCUGGUAAAAAUAUCAAGCUGUAAAGAAAGGUUGCGCAAGAUUUAUCUACGAUAUGUUAUUUUAAAAACACGGCCGUGUACAACCAGGUAGAACUGAAUGAUAAAAAAAUGCAAAACAUAACCGAAAGAUGAUAUUUUUUAUCCACAUCAAAGGCGAGCAAUCACUAAAACUGUCUGUACCAGUGUGGGUAGUACCAAUGUGAAAUUGCUGUGCAGAAUGGUUUAUGGUUAUAUAUUACUACCUGAAAAAAACAAGCAGAAAGUCGACAUUUCGAUUUUUUCAGGUAGUAAUAUAACUCAGCACAGCAAGAUCAAUCACUAAGGCCUCAAUCCGCGAGUUCGUCUAUCAAUCAUUACUGAGUUAUUUUAUAAUAAAAUCGAAAUUCUAUCUUCGCUUCGCGUCAUGUGUUUAUAUAUCGGUAUCAUUUGCUUCAAAUGUUUUUUAUUUGGAGUUUUGUUUGUUUUAUUUUUUCUCCGCGACUGAGAUGAUUAUUGUACGACUGGCGCGCGGUGCAAUCAAGUUGUCUAGACUUUGCCAGACUUGCAGAUUAUGUAAAAGUUAUACUAUGAAAAUGCACGUCGAAAUCUCAUGCUGUGGUUGGCGUCAUUCGACGGUAUUCGGUCUAUUCCUAGCCUUUCACUUACAACUAAAUUUGCCGAGAUAUUGUUUAAAUUGGGAUUGGUGGUUAUUUUUGGAGAAUUUUGUCAUGUUUGGUCUUUGUUGAGACUAAUAGAUUUCAAAAUCAAGAAUAAAUUCUUAUCAUGAUCAGUGUGUAAUCUCUGAAGAAAGAUUGUCUGCACUGUUGUGGCGGCGGUAUUAACGCGGCAAGUUUUUCCCGCGACGCGCAAUGAUUUUCCGCAAAUUGUCCAAAAUACGUAACUUAAAAGAAUUUUGAGAUUAUGCAUAAAAUGCGCCUCGCAAUGCGCGCAACAGCAUGUUAUUGUAAAAUACGUAAUUGCGCACUGCGCAGACCAUGCCAGCACAUCUGCAUUUAUUUAGCCUGAUAGGAAGCGACGAAAACCACAACUUAGGUUUAAACACUGACGCCCCAAGCGGUUAAAAGCAGUCUGCAAAAUACGUCUUCCUUGCCAUAUUGUUUUAUGAAUAUAAAUCUUCUUCUAGUAUUCUGUACAGGAUGUGUCGAUUACAUGAUUAUUGCGCAAAGAAAAUAACUAGUUAAAUAUUUGAAACGGGAUAACUCUGUUUGUCACGAAGGCUCUGGCAUAUUUUAUCGGAACAUUGCACUUUGAUGUGCUCACCCUCACACGCACCUCACGAAAGCAGAGUUGGAAAAACACAAAUGCGCCACAAUGCAGCUUAAUCAGGAAGUUUGGGUAAACAAUAAGUAACAUAGCAACAGCAGACGAGAUCGUUGACACGGCUUAUAGAGAAAUCCUCAAGUUUGCCGCUGGUACUACAGGCAAACUUUAGGCAAGUCUAGAAUGCUUUAUAUUUCUAGUGUUAUCUGUUGAGAACUUUUUACAACUCGGGAACUUUGCGGUAAGUAAAGGAAAUCACAGCGACAACAAUUCAGUAUGGGAAAUAGUUCACCAAAAAAUCCUCAUACUAAUUUCUAUAAAUGCUUUGGAUCGGACAACAUGUUUCGGACUAUGGUAAUCAUUGAUACCAUGUAUUGCUAGAACUAUCUUAAGUCUUUUAAAUUCCAAAUGCAAUUCUAAGUAUCAUAAUUGAAUUAUGCUACAUAUAUUCCGUGUCGCUAAAUGCUUUAAUUGCUUGACGAAAGGUCAUGAAAUUUCACAUCUUUCUCAAUGUGUUUCUCAUUAACACAUCUUGUUGGUUUACCUAAUUGUGACAUUUGGUUUGGGCUGCUUCCUCUUUCAUCUCAUUGGUUCGUUUUCUUUUACGUAUGUAGGUGCAUCACAGCAGGACGCUUUUGCUCUUAUACACCGCUUCAAACCAGAGGCUUCAAACUGCCCGCAGUGUUUAGUAGCGUGCGUAUGUUGGAUAGCAGAAGAUCGUGAGCUUGAAACGAGAAAUUUGGAACGAACGCGAUUAAACACCGUACUCAAAGUAACCUUGACGCAGACUAAACGAUUCACGGAAUUUAAAGUAAGUUAUCACUGUGUAAUUUAUUUGUUUGUGAUAUUAAGAUAUCAAGCAUAAUUUGCGUGUAAGUGAAGCGAUCAUUAUAUCAGCCGCAUAUUUCUGAAACAAAGAGCAAAUAUUAUCACUAGAUUUUAAGACCUUAACAUCGACAAUUUAAUUUUAUUUUCCGCAAGUUUACUUUGAAUAAAACAAGCACGUUUUUGACAAACUUAUCCACUUGUGUGUGGAGUGGCGCGGAUUAGUUGUAAUCUGUGUUCUAAUUGACGAUUAUUGAUACAUCGUUUAUAUAACUCGUGUUAUGUGUAGUAUGGGAGUUCCGCCUGGGAAAUUAUGCCGCGAGCAGCAUGUAUAAUCCAAGCGUGAAUCGCAGCGCGUCGCAGAUGUGUUGAAAAAAAGAGUUAAUUUUUGUCAAAUUGUUCGCCCACGAAUCAUAUUUAUUUUUAGUCGAAUAGUGUGACGCGUCAUGUGAUUUCAUUAAGGCAUUUCUCCAUAUAAUUUAUGAGAUGAUUGAGAAACAAAAUCCACAGUCCCCCUGCUGAUCUAUACCUAUGAUCUAUACGUGUGCAGUAUAGAUUGCGAUGAUGAUAUGUUAGUCCUUGCCCUAGGAAACUGGAGUUUAAAAUUUUACUAUUUACUAUAGCGAACUAAACUCGUCUCUCAAUUCUAUGUACAGCCUGUAACCAUACGUAGAAAAUAUAUUUAUCUUCCUGACAGGAAAAUCUAAAAAUACAAAUUUCCUGUGUAAUAUAAAACAUUUAUUGAACGUUCUCUGACUUAAUAUUUAUUUCUACAAGCUUUCGGCUAUCAGUCUAUGGCCUUCGACGGGUGUAUACAAAUGAUUCUAUAAAGGACGCUAAACUUAAGUGGGUGGUAUGAAAUCUGAUACUAUCUAUGCUAUAUUACAACGGAUGGCUACGCAUCCUCUAUUUUUUUCAAUAAAACUUCAUGUUAGGUAUAUUUGGACAUAAUUGUGCCGCACAGCAUUAUAAACUUCAAUCGACGGCACAAGACAAUCUGGACUUGUAAAACGCUUUAGGAAUUUUUAGACAAUAAGUAAAUUAUAUAAGAUAACAAGAAUUUCCUGCAAGUUGUAAGAAAAUCCCUGCGAAGAUCUUUUGCGGUUAAACUAAUUUCUUGGCAGCUGCUGGCGCUGCCAGACAUUUUCCAGAACUGUUUAAAAACUUUUAUUCUCGUCAAUUUGUAGUGUUCAAGCAGUUCCCAUAUUUUACGUCGCUUUCGGUUCGUAACUGUUCCAUCAAUAUUUGCAUAAUUUGCGUCUUAGGUUGGGUCAAUCCAAUACUAUUAUACUAGUGUGUAAUGUACUUAGGUGAAUAUGAUGCUUGUGAUGUUACUCUGAGUGUAUAUCCACACCGGGCAAGCUUGAAAAAUAUACUCUUUGAUAAUCAAUUACUGUCAUUACUCAUUAGGAGAAAAAAAAUUUAACAUCUAUUCCCAUUGUUCUCUGACAAUAAAAGAAGCUUAGGAAAUGUAUUGGAAAUGUAUAUUGUGCCAAAAUGGCAAUAUUCCCAAAUCACACACCCACACUUCACUUGAACAAGACAGGGGGUACAGCGGGAGAAAACCCCUCAAGACCUGCAGUGUUUAGAACUGAUCCACGUGUCGCACUGGUUAGCAUAUUGAGAGUGUAGUAAAUUAAGAUUACUUAAAUCAUAGUUUAAAUCAACAGUAUGUUAUUUUUGAAUAUUCUCUGUUGGUCUCGUCUCCUGCUGCGUUUAUAUACGUCAAACGAUAAUGUAGACAACGCGUGAAAUGUUUUUAUUCAAUAUUGUUUCCGGGUGAUAAUUACUUGAUUCAAUCCAUGAACAUUGACAUAAAUUAUGACUCAGUAUUUUAUACUAUACUUGAUACAACACCCCAUCCAACUUUUUCAUUCUAAUUGUUAAUUAGAACAAAGGAAACGCAUCUAAUAUCAAACGCUUUAAGUUUUGAGUUCAUUUUUCUUUCAUUCAGUUGGCCUCCCAAAGUUGGAAAGUGCAUGUUUCCGUUUCAAGCAAAAUGUUGUAACCAGAAAUCCUGUUUUUAUGCGCGUUUGAACUGUAAUAUUCCACCUUCCCGUUCUUAUGGACUAAUCUAUUUGACGCAUUUUACACAAAUCAAUGCUUUCGUAUUUAGCCCAAAAAUCCACUAACGUGUUCACUUUCAUUUAAAGUGUUUUGAUAAAACAUGAAAACAAUGGUCACUCUGCAAAGAUAGAAAAUGUUCUGGCUCAGAAUGGCUAGACCGGUCGAAUCAGAAUUUCUGGAAAGCAAUUUUAGUUGUAAUUGUCUUGAAUGGAUUUUAUUCAUUUUUAUGUUGCCACUCAGCUUUCAUUCAAUAUUCAAUUCAUUCAAUAUUCAAUUCAUUCGUAAUGAUUGUAAAGAUUGAGUCACGAUUUUUCUCUGCAGCCGAACAGGCGGAGUGAUUAUAAAUAAAAAAUAUACUUAUGAUUUAUAUGUGGUUUAAAAAAAAACUAUUAUAAUCUGCCCGUUGAGAAAGACUGUGACUCUAUGUUGUCUGUUCAAGUGAGGCCAAAAGCUACUGUUAAAAGUAAAGUAAAGUCUAACUUAGGCGGCAAAUUUUAAUAUAAAACUUUAAAAAUAUAAAAAGUUUAAACUUUUAAACUUUUUCUAGUAGCUUUUGGCCUCACUUGAACCGACAACAUUCAUAUAAUGCUACUGAAGGACAACUUUGUACGUGCUGUGACUCAAUCUUUACGACAGUUAAGACCAUAUGUGAUAUGGAAAAGCUGGAGAAGUAUUUAGUAUACAGGGUGUAUAAAAAAAAGCGCAAUCCUCGACUGAAAUGUAAAUUGCUAAACAAAUAAUAGACGAAAACGUUAAAGUUUACAUUCAUUUUAAAGCGUAGCCAUUCAGCUUUCUAACAGUGGGUUGUUUCUUAAAUUUGACUCAUUGGUUCGCGCGUAAUAAUACUUUACGUUAUUGCGGUUGGAGAUUAAAAAAAUUGAGAUAUGGAAUAACAAAUCAUUCUCAUGAAAAUAACUGAUUUUUUCAUUAAAACAAAAAAAUGUUGCAUUUUAUUAAAUGGAUUGUAACAAUAAGUAUAAUUACGGCUUUUCUUCCACUAUUUUUUAACUCAGUUUGAAACUUCAAAUGCGAUAUAAUUUUGGCUUGGACCAUCUAAGCUGACUGACAUCAACUUGCUAUAAUUUCUGUUUACAUUACAUCGCAAUUCGAUGACACUCUGGCUCAGACACCAGAAUGUUUUGACGAUUUUUAGCAUUCGUUCAGGAUUUUCAAACAACCUGGUCUCUUUUCAAAUACUUUUAAUUUGUUCUUACGUGGUUUUCCAGAUGUAGUGACGACAACAUUAAAGUUUAAAGAAGAAAAUUCUAACAUUUAAACCGACUAAAUAAUAACAUAGUAAACUUGCAUAAUUAAACAGCAACUAAAAAUGAUAGGUUUUACUAAAUCUUUUCCUGUGCAAUUAUUACUUUCACUGGAGACAAGGAUAAUAGUUUGUUUGAAAGAGAAAAGAACAGGCUUUGAAGUAAGCCUAAAAGCAUUUAACUAGAAAUAGUAUUUCGAAAGUUAUUAAGCACAAAAGAUGAAUUGCGUUUAUUUUGAUACACCCUGUAUACGUAUUUUAGCGCAGGAACAUUAUUAAUGACGGUAACGUAUACAGUUGCACGGUAUUUAGAAUAUGACGUAAACCAAUAGCAUUCAAGUAUUUAGUCUAUUUACCAUUCGGUAAACUUUUUUUCCCGACUGAGUUACGCACAUCUUACUGACACACUUGUGAUAAACAGGUCACGUCUGUAAUGCACGUAUACAUUGUUGUGUUUGUUUGUCCAAGAGCAUGUAUACUACCUAAUCGUGUAUGACCUAAGAUUCGUGUUUACCCUGACAUGAGUUCUGUACAACAUUUGUAGAUCACUUUAAGGUAGCCGACAUAUUGAAGAACAUGUACUACUUCUAUACAUGUUUUAACCACGCUCAACUCAGUGGUGAGUUCUGUACAACAUCAGAUCACUUUAAAAUCAAAGAUUCAACAACAUUUACUACGUCUGCAUUGUCUAAACACAUGCUUAACCAUAAAACAUCACUAUAAAAGAGCCCACGCAAUUGUCUCGUUUUUAAUACAACCUUGGCAUUCAUUGACCUUUAAUGGACAUCUACCCCAUGAUGGGAUAUUUCAUUUGAUAUUAUAAACAAGGUAUAAAACUAUAAAUAGCUGUAAUAUUUAUCUUAGAGCAUUUACAAUUAUCUAGUAUGACAAAGGAUGUUUUCAAUUAUUGCUCGAGAAUUAAGAUCUAGGCUACUGUAGUCACGGAGACCAUCGUAACUGACGUUUUAAUAGGGUUGGGUGCGACGGUUGGGUUUGGUUAGAAACUUCUUCACCGCAUUAGUGCCAAGUUGUCUGACGUAAAAUAUGCACGUGCCUUGUGCGAGACUACAUGCUAGCUUGCCUUAUCCUAAGUUAGGUUAGGGAACCCACCCUGAUAUUUAAAAACUGUACUGGAGUAAGUCGCACGCGAGUAAGCAAGUGAAUGUUAUGCAGUUUUCAUAAUGAUAUCAUUAAAUUACACUAAUGAUUCCAACUAAUCCCUUUUUACAACAACCAAUUUCUUCACCGUUUUUAUUGGAAUAUUUUAAAUAUUUUCGAUCGCUCAAAUGGAAGACAAUAUAUUUUGUUUUCUGAGAAAUUCUGGACCUUUGCGCUGGAGAUUUGAAAAAAAAGGGAUUCUGUGUGUUUUGUUAGGUCGAGAUUAAGUCUAGUAUGCGAAGUUUUUCACCGAUUAUUUAUUUUUUUAACGUCAUUAAAUGCUAACGAUCGAAAUUUAAUUGUUUUACUGUUUUGACUGAAAUAUUUUAAGUAUUUUACUAAUACUAAACGUCUGACCAAGUUUGAACGGAACAAUGUAGUUGCUAGCACCAAGUUAAUCUUUUUAAAAUGAUGAUGAUGAUAACUUGUUGUAAACUGGUUCUAACAUGCAUCUGCGGACCAACUGCAGUGCAAACGAAUCUGCAAUAUGUAUAGUAAACCAAAGCUAGCUUGUUCAUUGUUGAGGAUCGCAAUUUAUUCAAAAAAAAUCUUAUAUAGUGCGUUUUGGAUGUGCCGCUGUGCAUGCAUUAUAAUUUAAAUUUCAUUUCUAAGCGCAAAGCUGCGUAAAAAAACGAGGAAACUUUUUGUUUAAGCACGUCAUUGAAAAGGAAGUUGCUGUUUUGACAUUUUUUUAAUCCUUACACUCUUGUAGAACCAUUCGUUUUUUUCUGCCUUCAAAUUUAAAGACCUUUUUUAAUUUUUAUGAAUUGAAGUGAUUGAAGCACACGUCUUUUGUACUUUAGCAUUAUCUGAAGCUUUAAUUAAAAGGUUCCACUGGUGGGGUCUUCAAUAUUAAAGUACUCGUCACUUGUGGUACUUUCUUGCUAGCGUAUAAAAGGUCCGGUUCUCCUAUAAACUUUGAAUCGUUGGUUAUUAACGUAGAUACACAUCCUUUGUGGUAGAUUCUCGAUAACCUGCAUUUCGGAUUCUUGGGAUCAGGGUGAGUAAUGGUCUUGAAAUACACGUCCUUUGUGAAUUGUGGUUUAGAUUUUUUACUAGUCUAGUCUUGAAAUAUACAAGUCCUUUGUGGUAGAUUUUUUACUAGCCUUGUCUCGAAAUACACGUCCUUUGUGGUAAAGUUUUUACUAGCCUUGUCUUGAAAUACACGUCCUUAAUUUGUGGUAGAUUUUUUACUAGUCUUGUCUUGAAAUACACGUCCUUAAUUUGUGGUAAAGUUUUUACUAGUCUUGUCUUGAAAUACACGUCCUUAAUUUGUGGUAGAUUUUUUACUAGCCUUGUCUUGAAAUACACGUCCUUUUAAUUGUAGAUACUAUAUCCUAAACUUCAAACUGUUGCCACUGUUCGUUCUCAGUGUAUAGGUGUAGUGGUCUUCAGUGAAAUACCCGGUUUUUGUGCGCGUAGAUUCUCACUAUAGUCUAAAGUUCAAACUGCUGGUUCUGAGUGUAUAGGUGGUGGUUUUGAAAUACAUGUCCUUUGUGGCAGAUUCUCACUAGUUUAAACUUCAAACUGCUGGUUCUGAGUGUAGGUAGUGGUUUUGAAAUACAUGUCCUUUGUGGUAGAUUCUCGCUAGCCCGGCUAAACUUCAAUCUUUUGGUUCUCAUUUAGUGUAGAUAGUGAUUAGUGGUCUUCAGAAAUACCGACGUAUUUUACUCUUUUGUGAUAGAUUAGUAACUAUACUCCACAGGUAGUAUAGUCUUGGAAAAUUCACGUGAUACAUUCUAACUAUAGCUUCAUUCAUAUAUUGGUAGCCAAGUAUUACUUCGAUGUAUAAUCCUCUAAUUCUUGAUCUAGUCUUCCUGUAAAUUUGAUUAUGUUUUGUAUUAUUCUAUGUAGCAGUAUUAGUAGCUCUGUUUGAAUAAAGUUUGUUUGUUUACAUAUAUGGUGUGACUCUCAGGGUAGGCAGUGGUCUUGAGAAAUACUCGUGAUCGAUUCUAACUAUAAAUAAUCUCAUGUGUUAAUUGUCAGCAUAGCGAGGGGUCUGAAUUUUUAAACUAGUCUUUUGUGCUCAAUUCUGACUAUAACCUAAACAGUACAUUGCGGAUGACUUUGAACGCAGGCAGGGGUCUUCAAGUCAUUUGUCAUGGACUGCAGCUGAGCCUGAUAGUCAAGAAGAAAUUUAUCAUCACGAAGUACAAAAACUGUUUUGAAAAACGAAAUGUUUGCUGGCUGAGUGUUCGAGACUGUUCGGAUUCCAUUCAAACGGACCGAUAUCAAUAUUAGCCCACAACAGGAUGCAUCAAUAUUGAAAUAUUCGGCUGCCUAGUUUUCAAAUCGUUUGGAUCAAAUCGUAAGAUUUCUAUAAAUUUGUGAAAGAAACAGAACAUUGCUGAAAAUUGUUGGUGCUUGGGCAACAUUCUUCUGGAUUAACAGGCCUUCAAAUGAUAUAUAGCACUCAUUUCCUAUCCCUUCGUGAAAGCCAGUGGUUCUUGGUUGACCCCCCCUCCCCCUAUCCCCCAUCCCCCAUCUAAAAUUGGGCAAAUUUAGAGGGAAAAUUCGGGAAAGAUGAAAGAAAAACCGGUAAAUGUAUUAAAGAUGUUAAGUUAGAAAUAUCUUAGGGCAAGAAAAUUUUUUACCCCCCCCCCCUCCCCUUCCCUUGGGGACAUUUUAUGGAAGUUAGGCCCCUCAAAACAAAUAACAAGUGUUCCGCCGCAACUGUUUUACAGGUUGUUGUGUUUCCCGCAAAGACCACAAGUUUUGCGAUACAAUUUCACGCGAUGCCUACGCAUCUCAUAUAAUGAAUACAUCAGGUGACAAGUGUUCUGUAAUGAAACAUGUUAUAUAUGCAUAGAUUUAAUGACAUUCCAGUCCAGUCAAUCUGUUGUCCUUAGACAACUGUGAUAUAGCCAAACGAGUUAGACUGAUGAAAUCUUUAAAGAAGUGAGAUUUUAAUGCGAAAGUUUCUAUUUCCUACUCCAUGGGAAGUGUAUGUCAAAAGUGUCACAAUUGAACGACUGAGUAGUUCUGACUAAGAGAUCUUUGGUCCUGCUGUUAAAGUGACGUGUUGAAGUCAAGACGAUUAUUUUGAAUUGUGAAGUGAGCAUUAGAAGAGUUCCUUAGUUCCUACACCUCAAUGUUUCAGUUUGUUUGAAAGCUGGGGUAUGUCAUCAUCCCACAGAUUGUCCGAAAUUUUGCAGAUGCAUUCUGAAGAGAGCAAUACAUCGAGGUUGUAUCCACUGUGUUUUAACAUUUUAUGAAUUAAUGAGAUAGUAUCAGUUGUAUGUUUAUAUGGUACAACUAUAAGUACUUUUGUACAAUAUCCUUGUACGGCUUUUACCAUUAACAUUGUUUUAAUCUUAUAGUUUUUGUAAGUGUAGUUUAUAUGCAUAUUGUGUGUGGAAAGUGUGCGUAGAAUUAGUUUAGAUACAGUUUGUCGUGUGUGUGUCUUUCUGAGCCAAAGAGGAAAAAUUGGUUCCGUUACAUAAUUGCAUGCAGGAUUGCAUACGCAUGAUUGGUGCAGUUAAUCUGAGUUGUGUCUUGGUAAGCGACUUCAUUGUAGAGCAGUUAAACAAAAUAAAUUUGUUGUUUGUAUCAGAUGAAAUGAUUCACUAAUGUUAGAUUUUACGUCAGCCGCAUCACGAGACCUCUCAGCUGAUGUAAGGAGUACGCGCGAGACUGCUUCCUCGGCAACAUUUUCUCUCGUGUGCCGGUGUGUGUUGAGAAUUUUACUUCGCCGUGAGAAGUUCUAGCGUGUUUGAUAUCAUUCGAAUAUCAUAUAGAAACUUGCUAAGACCAAACAAAAACAAAUAUUGGUUUCCGACGGCCGACCUAUUAAAAUAUCCGACCAUAAACAUUGAUUACCAUUUUCUUAUUAAAAUAUGAUUUCUGUUUAACUUAAUCAUUUUUAGUCAUGAUAAUGAUAGUUUAAACUUGAAUCUUUGUGUUGAUGUACGCAUUUGUCCAUAGGUUUGUACAAUUUUCCGACAUACUUAUGCCAAAAAAAACAUAGCUGUAAACCUGACACCAACUUUUUGGCUUAAGCUACGGGAAUACGCGGGGCUGUAGUAGGGGUUUGUCUAUAUGUGAAAAAAUUAAGAAAAAUAUAAGGAUCGAUGGCUAAUUAGAUUACUCCUUAUGUGAACACUAUACUGGAGUAUUGAGACGUUGGAUCGUGAAUUUAAUUUAUUUGAGUAUUGCAUUCAUUAACUUAAACAGGUCUGUCAUUGUGUCUUCUCGUCCGUGAUCUAGUUACAAGCGUUGUCACUUGCUAGUGUUUUACUAUAAUUUCGAUCUAACGGUUUUGCUCCACGAUUGUGAUAACAGGUUAAAAUCAUGCGCUGUAGUAGUCGUAGUACAUUGCUUUAAAUUUAUAAAUCACGUCAUUCUUAAAAUCAUCUUUUAAACGAAGUUUCUUCAUUUCAGGUCGAAAAAAAUGCGUUGUACAUUGGAUUGGAAGAGUCGUUUCCCCAUCGCAAAGUGGUUACCAAACUAUACAUGGCAUUCACUACAAUGCGAUUUGAUCGCAGGCAUCACCGUCGGUCUCAUGGUCAUUCCACAAGGCUUAGCUUACGGUGUCCUGGCUGGGCUACCACCUCAGUACGGCCUGUAUAACGCAUUUAUGGGGAGUUUCAUUUACUGUAUCCUCGGUUCCAGCAAAGACAUCACGCUUGGCCCUACUGCAAUCAUGUCACUAAUGGUCGCAACUUACGGACGAGAAAAUGACGCUCAUUACGCGGUGGCACUAUCGUUCUUUAGCGGACUAAUACAACUGCUCAUGGGACUGUUUUCGCUUGGUUUUAUAGUCAGGUUCAUUCCGAUUCCAGUAAUCAGUGGGUUCACUUCAUCUGCUGCGAUCAUCAUAGGGUGUGGUCAGAUCCCAGGUAUCCUGGGCAUGUCAGGUAUGCCCAAGAACCUCGUCCCACGGUUACACAAGACUUUCAGUAACAUUAUCAAAACCAACCACUGGGAUGUGAUCCUUGGCAUUGCCUGUGUUUUGCUGCUAGAAGCUUUAAGACGAGUCAACCGCAUGCCUGUGCUCUACAAACGCGAUUCGUCGCAAAGCAAGCGAAUUAUGAAAAAGAUUGUAUGGUUUGUGUCUGUGGGACGAAAUGCUGUCAUCGUCUUCUUCACGACAUUUUUGGCGCUGACGAUGGAAACACACGGCGAUGGUGGACAUUUUUCGCUUACUGGAAGCAUUAAGAAAGGUCUACCUACUUUUGAGGUGUGUAUGCCGUGCAACGCUGUUUUAUAUAGUGUAGCUCUACUUUUACAAGUUCUAUCGAUUGUUUCAGUCAUGGUUGAAGUCAGAAAUGUUGACACUUGAAUUCUAUUUGUUUGUCUCCGAGAUGAUCAAUAUUUUCUCACUCUGAGAACUGCAAACCAACCGACCAAUAUCUGUUGCACACGAUAGUGCUUAGUUGAACCUGUUUCCACUGUCUUCUCAUUGGGGAGUUUAAGAUCUUGACGAACUACCGACUACGUUUGAAAUAGUUUUUGUUAUAUGUAUGUAAAUACUAAAUGCUUGUCAUAACAAAUUUAUCCCAAAUAUGUUUUAUGUGCAUAGCUUGUGUUCGAUAAGUUUCAUCUUUAAUUUUCAUAAUUUCUUUAUAAAAAUACAAUCCAACCUGCAACGUUGCGUAGUCAGUUUCGGUGCCAUGUACUUGAUUCUGUUUUACAACACAAGAAUGUGAUUUUUACGUUGUAGCCAAGGUCGCUACGGUGAAAAUUAUGCUCUGGGGAUAUGUAAAUUUUGUCUGCUUUGUUAAAUCAAUGCGAAAACAAGCGUUCAACCGUACUCCGUACCCGUUGUUCGUUGUCGGCAUCUUAAACUCCCUAUUUAACUUCGUUGGCAACGACGCAUGCGUACAAGCACGCUUGCACUUGAAUACUGACUCUCUGUGUUAAUAUAUAUAAUGAUUCAUUAUCCCUACUUAUCUCGCCAAGAGUCAAGUUCUGUUUUUUCUGUUUAUCGUCAAGGGUUUUGUUUGAAUUUUGUUAACAAUAUUUACAUGACAAUGGCGACCACUUCACGAUUGAUUCCAUCACGGUUGACAGUUUGUCAAUCAAUUUGGCUUGCCGAGGAAACAUACACAACCACCAUGUCACAGAAACGGAAGCCAUUUUAAUAUUGUGCGUUUUCUUUAAUGAGCUGUCAGUUUGAGUUACCUUGAUAGAUAUCCCAAACGUGGGGGCGAUCAGUCUAGUGGCUUGUAUCUCAACUACCUAAAAAGAUAUCUCAGACGUAGGGGUUAAGUAUAGGUAGUAUUCUACAAUAAGCUGCCGUGGUUUGUGUCUGAACUACCUAAAAAAAGAUAUCUCAAACGUAGUGGUCUAGUGCAGGUAGUAUUCUACAAUAAGUUGUCGUGGUUUGUGUCUGGACUACCUGAAAAAAGAUAUCUCAAACAUGGUGGUCCAGUGUAGGUAGUAUUCUACAAUAAGUUGCCAUGGUUUGUGUCUGAACUACGUGAAAAAAUCUCAAACGUGGUGGUCCAGUGUAGGAAAAAAAAUAUCCCAAAGUGGGGGGUAGAGAGUAUUUUAGAAUGAGCUAGAACUAAACCUAAAGUUUAUGUAAAUGAUCAGGAUUUUGUGUUAUUCUCACGAAAAAGUAGAUUUCGAUUCACACAUCUUACACAUACUGAAAAAUAAUUUUUAUAUAAAACAAUUUACAUUCUCUCUAAAAUAAUUCAUUCUCUUUGAUUCCCAGGUGCCGAAACUCUCAUCUCACGACGGGAACAGUACUAUCACAACGAUGCAAAUUCUAACUCAAAUUGAAGGAGGCCUCAUUGUCCUGCCAAUGAUCGGCUUCCUGGAGAGCAUCGCUAUUGCCAAAGCGUUUGCAAGAAAGAAUAAAUAUAAGGUCGACCCUAGCCAAGAAUUGAUUGCUCUUGGUUUGGCGAACUUUAUUGGUGCAUUCUGUUCAGCAUACCCUGUGACUGGAAGUUUCUCUAGGACAGCUGUGAACUCCAUCAGUGGUGUUGCUACUCCUCUUGGAGGUUAGUAUUUCUUUAGUAAAGGCUAGAUUAUAAUCUCACUGCUUCAGUCCCAUCUGAGAAGAAUGCUUCCAGUUUGACUCUAUCAAAUACCUGACAGGUUUUUUCCGAGUAUUCCUGUACUAACACUGGAUCAAUGAGAGAUGAUCCUUACUGGACCUCUAGCUAUCCAGUAUAAAUAAAGUUAAUUGAGUUCCUCCUGUAGUAACACUGGAUGAAUUAGGGAUCGCUCUCACUGGCCCUCAAGGGAAAACAGUUUGAGAAUUCACAGAGUAUAAAUAAAGUUAGUUUAGUUUAGGUUUCCUCCUGUAGUAACUCUGGAUCAACAAGAGAUGACUCUUACUGGACCUCUAGGGAGAACAGUUUGAUAAUUGAUAGAGCUAUCCAGUGUAAACAAGUUAGUAUAGUCUUCAGUAAAAGGAUUUGGAACUGAUUUAUUUUCUUUCUAACUAAGGUGUUUUCACGGGAGGUCUCGUGAUACUGGCCCUGGGUGUUCUGACACCGUUUUUCCAGUACAUUCCUCAAGCUGCCCUUGGUGCUGUGAUCCUAUCCUCUGUCAUCCACAUGGUAGACUACAAGCUUGUCAAGAAAAUUUGGCAAACGAAGAAAACAGAUUUGCUUCCGUUUUUCGUCACUUUCUGCUUGUGUCUGUACGAUAUUGCGACUGGCAUUAUGUGCGGUAUCCUUGCAGCUCUGCUGUUGCUGAUUUAUCGUCUGGUGGUGCCGCGUAUCGAUGCAAGACAACAAGAAGUGACGGUGAUUAAAAUCAAUGGUGGACUUACUUAUGUUGGUAUUGAAUAUCUUAUCUCCAAAAUUGAAGAGGUGAGAUUAUAUGUUGUAUAUUUGUUAAGUAUGUUGCCUGUACAAUCGUUGGUGGGUGUAGCUUUGAGUCUCAAAUGCAUGUGAGAAGAGUGUGUUGACUCUAUCAAACACGGCAGGUAUUCUCUUGGUGCUCCGGUUUCCUCCUGUAGUAACACUGGAUCAAUAAGAGAUGAUCCUUACUGGACCUCUAGGGAAAACAGUUUAGAACUGAUAGAGCUAUCCAGUGUAAAUAAAGUUAGUUUAGCUUAGGUUUCCUCCUGUAGUAACACUGGAUCAAUAAGAGAUGAUCCUUACUGGACCUCUAGGGAGAACAGUUUAGAACUGAUAGAGCUAUCCAGUGUAAAUAAAGUUAGUUUAGUUUAGGUUUCCUCCUGUAGUAACAGUGGAUCAAUAAGAGAUGAUCCUAACUGUACCUCUAGGGAGAACAGUUUAGAACUGAUAGAGCUAUUCAGUAUAAAUAAAGUUAGUUUAGUUGCUCAAUGUGUAUCACUCUUGCAGGUAUCAAUUCUUUGCGAUGUGCUACCGGAGGUAGUAAUCAUUGACUGUUCAAACAUGUCUGAAAUUGACUACACAGUCUCGCAAGGAUUCCUUCAGAUCGUCACUGAUCUGCAAGACAAUGACAUCAAAGUGUACUUUUCCCACGUGCAACAUCACGUGAAGAGCAUGCUGCUUGAUGCUGGAGUUGAACCGUUGUUGUUUAGUGAUGACUAUCUGGAUGAGCAUCCCAACCUCUUCAAAUCGUGCGAAGCGGAGUCUGUCUCCAUCGAGUCGCCAUGCUGUGAUCAUGAACAGCGCUUUUGGAUGACGUCUGUGUAAUAGGUAGGAGGUACGCACCCCCCUGGCAGAUUGAUAUAAGAGGUUUUACUAAGCACAAACAUGAAGCAGGGUGUUCAAACUGUAGUUAUCAAAGUAUAAUCCUUAAUCUUUUUAUUAUAUAUAGAAGUCUUUUAUCAUUAGGAAAAUAGAUGAGAAAUGAAAAAAUUAGAUUAAUUUCCUUGCCGUUAUCAACAUUUUCGACCACAAUAUCUGCUAUCUUGUGCUUCCCGAAACCCUAUACCUAACCAUGCCAGGGGGGAUGUACCACCAUUUUUAUCGAAUUCCACCAGGAUAAAGAUAUAUCAUUGAUUAUUGUAAUUAAAUUAUACGUACUAUUUACAAAUGAUGAUCCUGACUUGAGUGUUGGUAAAAAUAUACAGUCGGUAUUAAAUAAGUGUACUAAUCCUGUUCAUGUUGUAGCUAAUGAAGUACAGACGUCAUAAUGGGGGAAGAAAUAUUGCCAAUUAGCCAUUCCGAAGUUGAUGAGAGGACUGGGGACGAGUGUUAAAAAGUGCCCAAAUUAAGAAAUGAACCAAAUCACUAAAAAGACCACCUCAGAAUUAGUAAGUAUACAAAGUUUGAAGACGUUUACAUGAAUACCCUUCGAAUAAUAAGCUUUUGAAAAAUGUGAAAUUACUGAUUAAAAGAUUGUUUUGGGGACGCGCGUCCCCAAAACAAGAAAUUACAAUACAUUUCAUACGGUAAACAUCAUGAUUUUCGAAAGCUUAUUAUUCGAAGGAUAUUCAUGUAAACGUCUUCAAACUUUGUAUACUUACUAAUUUUGAGGUGGUCUUUUUAGUGAUUUGGUCCAUUUCUUAAUUUGGGCACUUUUUAACACUCGUCCCCAGUCCACUCAUCAACUCGGAAAGGCUAAUCGCGACUUUGGUCUAGAAACUCCACAAAGCCCUUAUGUCGAGAUGCGAUUUUUAUGAUGAAAUGACUUCACAGUGUACAAAUAUUUCGAAAUUUUGCGUAUUAAUAUUUCGACAGGAUGUUUGAGUUUUUUGACACGAUGAUGGCUUCAUCAUGCCACAAAAUUCACAGUCUUCAGCAUACACGAAAAUGCGUAAGCAUGAACAAACAGAUUGAACAAAGACUUCGGCCAAGUUUCCAGACCAUAUUUUCAAUGAUUAUGAAUCUACUUAAUAAUGGCAUUCAUCUUCAAUCAGUGUUUGACUUUUCGACCCAGUGCCUGUUUCAAUACAUCAAAAUCAUGCCGCCUUCUGGCCUGGCAAGAGUGACCAGGUAGUAAGGCCGAUUUCCACACACAACUUUUGCCUAAAACUGUCGCAUGCAACCUGCUUACAACUUGAGUUGUACUGUGUAAAUCAAGCACACAACUCAACUACGACAACGUAAGCCGAGUUGUGUGUUUGAUUUACACAGUACAACUCAAGUUGUAAGCAGGUUGCAUGCAACAGCAUUAGGCAAAAGUUGUGUAGUGUAAAUCACCCCUAACACUCCCUUGAUGACGUCAUGCCUUCACACUCCCUUGAUGACGUCACCUUCAUUAGCCACAUCCGUUACACCACGCAUUCGCAGACGCUAUAACCAUUUGUGACAAUUUACAAUAACUUGUGGCGAAAACAUCGCUAAUGCAUAAUAACAGUGAAGUACAUCAAAACACUAAUUCUUAAAAUAUUGGAUUUUAUAAAUCUGUAAAUUUAUCAACUUUAUAAGUAGUCGCAAAAUUUGAGCUAGUUUUAUAGUUUAAAAAAUAAAUUUAGUUAGGUUUUAUUUGAACGAGACGGUAAUCUUCGAAAAAUCUUUGAUAUUUCAAAAGACAAUUCCCAUUAUAGACUAAUUUUUUAUCACUUGGCAAAAUAAAGUAUACUCCCGAAAAGAGCAUACUAAAAUGAGUAAAAUUGCAAAGUUUGGUUGUGAAAUGUUGUAAAAUGCGGAAAACACAGCCUUGCAAAGUUCACAAAGUUUGUAUACUUUUGUAUUGCGUGCAGAAAUUGCUACCACGUUUGGGCCGAAAAUGGUAGCAAUUUAUAUCAAUACAAGAAAACUGUCUCGUCCAAUUUUGUGUUUGUUUUUUAUUAUAUUUAUUCCGAUGAUUAUUGAUUAAUUUCAAAUUAAGUUGAUCUGAAUAAUUAAAGCUGAAGUUGUGAUAUAGCACUACAAUUCUUUCGUGAUUUUUGUGAUUAAAAAAUCAAACUGUAUACUGUACUGAUACUGUAAGUGCGGACAAGAGAUGUCCCAUCUUAAGACCAAACAGUCUAUAGGUGAGUUUAUAAUUCACUAAGCACCAUUGUGCAGCACGGAUGGUGGUCAACCUGUAGUUAUGAGAAUGAGUUAAUAGUUAAUACUUCAAUUAAAUCUUUCCAUUGUAUGUCAAAAAUAUAUAUUGAUUUAAAGAUGUGUUUUAACUUGUCUGUUCCAAUCUGUGAACAUUUUUGAAGUUGGCCACAUCUGCUGUCCCAUUCUGCUUGUUGAGACCACCAAUAUGUUGUCCAGCUAUUUUAGCUAUUGGCAAUCAAAUUCAAAAUCAAAUUGUGUAUAAAUUAAUUAAAUAAAUUGUAAUUAGUAAUAUGUUAUCUAAGUAAUGAAAGUAAUAGUAAUAAUUGAAGCAUGGUAAAAUUACACGUUACCAAUACAAAAAAUGUAACAUUAAUAUAUAACAUAACAUAAUACAAAACGAUACCAUUGAUGUAAUACAAAACUUAUAAUGUGCAUAGAUUUGAAUUGGAUUUGUUUAGCACGUUUUCUUGAAAACUAAAGUACAAAACCCCAAUUCAAGUCUAUAUUCAGGGCUGCAGAUAAAAUGGUAAUUGAAUGCUUGAUACUUGGACGGACACUUUAGGUAAAGGAGGGCAUUCUAGUGAAAAGGAAGAUGAAACAUUGUUUGAAAUAUAAGGCAAAGAUUGUAUUGCAAAGUUGUUAGAUUGAAAUUGAAAAUGACUGAACAGCAAACAGUCUAUUCAUCACCGGUCAAGUCUCGUUCACUUUUCAUUCAUCUAAGCCCCAAAUAAUAAUAAUAAUAAUAAUAAUACAAUUAUCAACAAGUUAUAUAAGCAAUUAAUAACUAACUGAUACUAAACAUACUUUACGCAUUCACAAAAUAUCAUCAAUUAUUCUUAAUCCUAAUCCCACAGUAUUAACAUUUUUAACGUUGACAAGACUGACUUUUUACCAUCUAUUUAGUGUAUAAUAGGACAUAUGUAAAAAAAUAGUUGUGUUUGAAAAAAGAACAAUGUAGUUUAAUUGUAGUAGUUAUUUUAGUUUUUUAAUAUAUAUAGACAAAAAUAUAUAGUUAUGUAGCUUUAAAUGUAUAAUAAAUUAAUAGUAUUGUAGCAUACUAGCUUUUGAUACAUGUAGGUGUAUUGUGGCUUUUAGUUUUAGCAAACGAACAUUUUGCUGCUGAAAUUUACGUUUUGUUUGAAAUGUUAUGCGUAUUAUAGCUAAUAUAUAUUUGAAAUGUAUUUGAAUGAAUGUUAAAUAAAUUGACCUGGUGGGGCGUUUAUAAUUUGAUAUUUUUUAAU